AUGGUACCACUUACCUACUGGGAUUGUGGUGAAUUGGAUUUGGAACUCCUCCCCCACACCGCCGCCUGCGUUGUUCUCGUCCGCAAGGGUUCUACCCGCGAUUCCGAAAAUGUAGCGCGUGGCUGGCAACAGAUUCCGGAAGGUGUACUCCAACUUGCUGGCCGGAAAAUGGAAUUGGAUCGGAUCUGCAUGAUGACUCAUCAAGCUGACGACAUACCCAUCAAACACUCCGUUGGUGACCGCUGGCGGCAGCCAUGUGAAGUAGGCGAAGUUGCUGGCCGAAUAAACCAGCGUGGCCGACGUGAUAACCGAGGGUUCUGGUUGACAGGACAACAAAGAAGCAAGUAG
Messenger RNA from Protopolystoma xenopodis, 348 nucleotides. Lineage: Eukaryota; Metazoa; Platyhelminthes; Monogenea; Polystomatidea; Polystomatidae. The record is from the annotation of a GenBank genome assembly.